Molecule: messenger RNA, 1518 nt
Organism: Moneuplotes crassus
Lineage: Eukaryota; Ciliophora; Spirotrichea; Euplotida; Euplotidae
Source: the annotation of a GenBank genome assembly
CUCAAUUAAAAAUGGAAACAAGAUAUUUCUGAACAUCUUUUGAGAAGAAUGUUGUAGCGCCAGGGUUCUUUGUAGCUGCUCUAGCCAGGAGCGGUGUUCUAGGAGAUACUCUCGGUAGUUUUCUAUGCUGAGCUUGGAGUAUGACAUCUUUAGCAGUUGCAAUGUGUAUACUCUUUGAUUGGAAUUGACUUGAUUUUAUAGUUUCAGCUAGAGCUACUUAUGCAGUACAUUGAUUUGUGGAUAUAAUCAUGUAUUGGGGUUUAAGUACGAUUAUUGGAGAUUAUGGAAUGAUCAGUCUCUUGAUAUCAUUCGGGUUAUUAGCAAGUCUUAUUCAUACCUCAAAACAUUAUGUUUACAAUGCGACUGGACCAUAUGGAGUUGGAGUCAGAGAUAUUGUAGUUAAAGGUAAAACAACACCUCCUGUGUGAAUAUUUUACCCAAUUGAUAAAGAAGAAUAUCUCCAAAAUAUUGACAAUGAAGAAAGAACUCAUAUCGCUCUCCUUGAUGGUGAAGAUGCAAUUCUUGGUCGUGUUCAAGGUGCCAUACAAGCUUUUGAAAUCCCAAUCUCUAAAAUUGCACCUCGUUUGCCCACAAGCAUAUCUUUAUUAACACCUGUUGCAAGAGAUUACUAUUUGUACAGGAUCAGAGCGAUUAUUGGUUCAAAAUUACAUAAAGAUUUCGAGACAGGCCACAAAAAGCUUACACCUGUUAUUAUCUCACAUGGAAUUAGUUCUUGUAGAGAGCAUUUUGUAACACUUGCAUCUAUGCUAGCAAGUUAUGGCUGCAUCGUCUAUACUUUAAAUCACACUGAUGGCUCAUCCAUUAUAGGCAAGGAUUACUCAGUUAAGGGAUCCAAGCACUACAACUACAAUUACUAUGACAGAAAAAAGAAAGUAGACUCUUUUGGAAAUAAGUACGAGCAUGAUGAAUUCAGGUUAAAGUUCUUAAAUGGCCGAAUGGAUGAUAUUGAGACUGUCCUCGACUAUAUCAAGGACCAAUCUAUCAAAGAAUAUAAGCAUAUAGAUUUGGACAAGAUAGUAUCUAUGGGUCAUUCCAUGGGAGGCAUGACUUGUAUAGAGAUGGCCAAGAAAUUUGAUAAAGAUUUCAAAAUUUGCAUUUCUUUUGAUCCAUAUUUUUGAGCAAGACAUAAAGAUAUCGAAAAAUCUGAUGAUUAUUAUAUCAAACAGCCUCUAGCAUUAGUUAAUACAUAUAAAUUUGAUUAUUCUCCUUUUAUGGACUACGAUCAAGUCAAAGUCCACAAGAAAUUUAUCACCAAUUGCAGAGCGAAGGGAUCUAAAGAAAUUUAUGAUAUUGAAUUAGAGGACUCAGCUCACUUGUCUUGUAUUGAUGAAGCAUUAAUAAAUACAACAUUUACAAAUCUCAUAAAUAUGAUCGGCAAAGCCUCAACUGCAGGAGAGCGUCUCGAGGAACAUGGUCAUAUUGCUUUAUCCUUCUUAGAGAAGAACGGAUUCCUCCCAGUAAAUACAGGCCUAAAACCUAACCAACACCUUGAAUAAC